Messenger RNA from Clarias gariepinus (North African catfish), 466 nucleotides. Its product is annotated as acylphosphatase-2-like. The transcript has 4 exons. Lineage: Eukaryota; Metazoa; Chordata; Actinopteri; Siluriformes; Clariidae. The record is from RefSeq and is a predicted model, not a curated record. Bases 10 to 324 code for a protein of 104 amino acids. Gene Ontology annotation, molecular function: acylphosphatase activity.
GCAUACACAAUGUCUGGUGAAACUGGCUCUAGUGACAGCGAUCUCUGCUCUGUGGAUUUUGAGAUUUUUGGCUAUGUCCAGGGUGUCUGCUUUCGAAUGUACUCAGAGAGGAAGGGUCUCAGUCUUGGUGUGGUUGGCUGGGUGAAGAACACAAACAAAGGGACAGUGGUGGGACAGGUACAGGGACCACGUCAUUUGGUCAAUGAAAUGAAGAUAUGGCUGAGUAAAGUAGGUAGCCCCGGCAGCCGCAUCGCUCGGGCUGUGUUCAAAAAUGAGAAGAACAUCCCCAAGCUGGAAAUAUCUGGCUUCUCUACCCGAUUCUGAUGUACAAACCAAACCACCAUUUCUGUUACUAGCAUGCAUCACUCUGUAAAGCCAUUAGUAUUAAUUUCACAAUAUAUGAUCAGCCACUAUAUUAUGAUAUUCAAGAAAUCAAUCUGUUAAGAAAACACAUUUUUAAAUUGCU